CUGUUGUGCUGUUAGUCGUUGAGUUUCUCGUCGCUUGUUGCCUGUUUUGUAUCAGCGUUUCGUUUCAUCGCUUCCGAACGUUUUUAGUUACUCCACCAUGGCCGACCCUCGCGUCAGACAGAUCAAAAUAAAAACAGGCGUAGUAAAACGCUUGGCAAAAGAAAAGGUUAUGUAUGAAAAAGAAGCAAAACAGCAAGAAGAAAAGAUUGAAAAGAUGAAAGCUGAAGAUGGAGAUAACUAUGCAAUUAAAAAGCAGACUGAGAUCUUGCAAGAAUCUCGAAUGAUGAUUCCUGAUUGCCAACGCCGACUAGAAGCUGCACAUUCUGAUCUUGUUCAACUAUUAGAAAAUGAAAAAGAAUUGGAAGAAACUGAAGAAUAUAAAGAUGCACAAUCAGUACUACAAUCAAUAAAGUUAGAAGCCUAGACUGAUUUUUCACUACUUAAUGGAUAUGCCUCAGUGUUGGGUCCAUUGCUACUUUUUAAAGUUUGGUCAUUGCUGUAUAUUGUUCAAGUAGUGA
Candoia aspera is the source of this 518-nucleotide messenger RNA. It is a transcript of the gene TBCA, whose product is annotated as tubulin folding cofactor A. NCBI's taxonomy places the organism in Eukaryota, Metazoa, Chordata, Lepidosauria, Squamata, Candoiidae. Gene Ontology annotation, cellular component: cytosol; microtubule cytoskeleton. Gene Ontology annotation, biological process: post-chaperonin tubulin folding pathway; tubulin complex assembly. Gene Ontology annotation, molecular function: beta-tubulin binding. The record is from RefSeq and is a predicted model, not a curated record. Bases 98 to 424 code for a protein of 108 amino acids. The transcript is spliced from 4 exons.